AUGGCCGGAUCAGCAGCUAGUUCUUGCACGGGGAUCCCUAUUUGUGGAGGGCAAUUUAUUACGUGUUUGGCACGCUCAUAUCAUUUGCUUGUCCCUGAUAUUACUCGUUCUGUGACUUGUGUGGAUGAGCAUGAUCUUGGCAUGGGGUAUUUGGAGACUAUGCGGGUUGUCAGAAACUUUGGGUCGCAUUGGGGGAUAGUACCUUUCGAUGAUGAGGGUAAUGAGGGUAAUGAGCAGCCUGAUACACAACCAGAGCAACAACCACAGCCAUGUCCAAGGCGCAGAAACGUGAUAGGAACAGGAGAAAGGGGUCAACCAAUGCAUCCACCCGCACCUAUGGUAGGAUCCCAAAUUGGGGAUGAUAUGGCGGGGUAUUUUGACCAGUUAUCAUUCAGCGUCAACUGGAUUGGGGGUACUACGGAGAACAUGGUUCAGUUUUUCCAUGUGGAGUAG
Molecule: messenger RNA, 453 nt
Organism: Lactuca saligna
Lineage: Eukaryota; Viridiplantae; Streptophyta; Magnoliopsida; Asterales; Asteraceae
Source: the annotation of a GenBank genome assembly